Molecule: messenger RNA, 2677 nt
Organism: Hydractinia symbiolongicarpus
Lineage: Eukaryota; Metazoa; Cnidaria; Hydrozoa; Anthoathecata; Hydractiniidae
Product: ETS translocation variant 1-like
Exons: 7
Coding region: 433-1908 (491 amino acids)
Biological process (GO): regulation of transcription by RNA polymerase II; cell differentiation
Cellular component (GO): nucleus
Molecular function (GO): DNA-binding transcription factor activity, RNA polymerase II-specific; sequence-specific DNA binding
Source: RefSeq, a predicted model, not a curated record
GUGAAAAGUUGAGCACCACUGAAAAUCAGCUGUUUCUGUUAGAGUAGCAUGAUGAAUAACGAAUAAAAAAAAUUGUUUAUGAAAGAUUUCAUUUUUUUUAAUGGUUAAUAUAAAUUCAAAGCACUGUUUUUUAAAACACAAAUAGAUUUUUAUUUAUUAAAUUCUUAACCAACUUUAAAAUUUAACUUAACUAUGUUUGGUUGCGUCCAGUUCAUGUUCUUAUAACAGUUGUGGUAGGAAUAUAUACCGUAUAGUGUACUGUGAAGUAGCAAGAGAAAAAAAGAAGAAAAAGAAGAAGAAGAAAAAGAAGAAUUAAAGUUUUUUAAGUUCAAAUAUUGGUUUUUUGGUUGUGACUUGUUAUUCAUACAUUUACUUUAUUUAAAAUUAGAGAAAAUAUAAGAUAUAGGAAGAAAGAAAAAAAAUAACUAAAAAAUGUACCGCGGAGAGGAUUUGGACCAAGAAGUACCGUAUAUAUACCCAGAGGAAUCGCUACCUCUACUAUCUCACGAGGAGGAGUUACUAUCCAAUCAGAGAGAUGAACAAGAGAAAUUCUCCCUUUAUCAGAACGACGACAAAAUUUCUUUUGACACACAAGACUUAUUUCAAGAUUUGUCGCAAAUGCAAGAACACUGGAUGAGAGCUGCGCAAACGGUAAAAGAAGACCAGUUUGUCCCCGAAGUUUUGAAAACACCGACAGGAGUAGAAAAGCCAAGAAAACAAGUGGUCCAAACAGAAUACGGUCCAGUUCAGAUUAAAAUUGAGGAUGAUAUUGCUACUGAAAGUGAAUACACACCCAAUUGCUGUAUGGUAAAAGACGAACCGAUCGAUAAUGAUGUAAACGAAACCCUUUUGCAAUCCAAUGAUCCAUCACAAUCGUGUUUAUCCCCAUCUUGUAAUGUCAACUUGUCGCUGUUAUCGCCUCGAUCAGACGAUAACUAUCAAAUACCUUCUCCAUGUAACGUUGAAUACAUCGAGUCCCUUGGUUCACCAAUUUACCCGCCACAACGUUCAGCGUAUACAAAAUGCGAUGAUAUGAUUGGUGGAAACAACAAUAACAGCAGAUCUUCACCAAUGUAUCCUGCUCAUCCACCGGAGUUGAUCCGGUCGAGUUAUAACUCCGGACGCUUAAAUCACGGUUAUCAAUCGAACAGCUUUGAAACUAUCAAAAGCUUGGAGACGACAAAAACAUUUAAUCCUGUCAAAAUAUUUGACUCUGGGAAACCAUUUGACUCGAUUAAAUCAGAAAUAAGCGAGACAACUUACGGUGAAUCUCCAACCAAAGUUUAUCCGACAAUCAAGCUUUCGACAACAAGCGAAUAUUAUGGCGCACGAUAUGAACCUCAAAGAUAUAAACCCCGUUACCAUUACACAGGUCGCUACAAUCCGUAUAAAGACCAUUGUGAAACGAAUCAUCACCAUCGAUCCUAUCAUAGGCGUGGAACAUUACAGUUAUGGCAAUUCCUCGUCGCACUUUUGUCAGAGAAAGAUUGUCAGCAAUAUAUUGCGUGGGUCGGAAGAGGUCUGGAAUUCAAACUUAUCGACCCUGAAGAAGUUGCGCGCAGAUGGGGCAUUCAAAAAAAUCGGCCUGCUAUGAAUUAUGACAAGUUAAGUCGCUCUUUAAGAUAUUAUUACGAGAAAGGGAUUAUGCAGAAGGUUGCCGGUGAGAGAUACGUCUAUCGAUUUGUUUGUAAUCCAGAGGCCUUAUUCAGUCUCGCUUUCCCAGACGGAAUGAGACCAUUAUUAAAACCUCAGUGUUGUCAGCCUCAAAAAGUUACAGAUCAACAGAUGUUAGCAGGAUCACGUGACCACUACUCAAUUUCAGCAUACUUGAACACUUCAAAUACAGGAGCACAUUACCCAACCACUUGGGUGUCGAAACCGCCAGAAAGUUAUGCUUUUCAACAGUAAAUCAAUCCUGCUCUAACUAUCAAAAGCUAGUGUUUGUUUCAAAUAAUAACAUCUUCGAGCGUUUUAAUUACCUAAUCUAAGUGGUAUGUAUCAAAAACACAAAAUAUAUCCCAAUUUUUUUUUAAGUAUGAAACUAAAAACAGUAAAAAUUUCCUUUUGGCGUUUUUUUUACGAAGAAUGUAAUUGGAUUCUUGACAGAACGAUAUUCAUCGAUACGCAUCAUGUGUCUUUUGGAGCUGCCUUAUACCGUAUCUAUACCUGAAAGAAUAUAUUUUUCAAAUAAGGUAUAUUCUGUACCAAACUUAGCUCGUACCACUACUUCUUACAGUAGAAAGUUCCCUGAAGCAAAAAAAAAUUCAAUUUCAGAGUGACAGUUGUUUUUUUCAAAAUAUUAAGUAGUAGACUUUGUUUACUAUUUUCCGCUGGUCCGGAAAAUAUUUAAACUGUUGAACAGACCCGCUCGAUCACAUGUUGUCUUCUUAGGAUGGUCGUCCAGACAUUGUUCCUAUUUCUGUUGCAGUUGUUGUUGUUUCCUUGUUUCCUUGUGUGUAUUUGUGUGCUUGUUUGUUUGUUUGUUUGUUUGUUUGUUUGUUUGUUUGUUUGUUUGUUUGUUUGUUUGUUUAUAGUAUUGUGACACAAAAUUAUAAAGUCAAUAUUUACUUUUAUGAAUAAACCUUAAUUAUUUUUAUCAAAACAUAAUUUGUAUCAUAAAUUAAUCUAAUGUAUAUUUAAUAAUAUAUUACUCAAAAUAAAUAAUACUAAAAAUGUU